Poecilia reticulata (guppy) is the source of this 4452-nucleotide messenger RNA. Lineage: Eukaryota; Metazoa; Chordata; Actinopteri; Cyprinodontiformes; Poeciliidae. The record is from RefSeq and is a predicted model, not a curated record.
CUUCAUCCUCAUCCCAACUGACUCUGGAUCAGAUUGUUCCUCUGACCCGCCGCUGACCUCAGCAGCCGCUAAUCCUGCUGCUUCUGCUGCAGCCGGCUGGGAUCUGAUUCCAGACCUGCAGCCCGCCUUCAGCAGCUGCUGCACAUCAUUUCAGCCUGGAAACCAUCACACCUUAACCGGUGGCCGCCAUCCCGCCACCGCCUGCCUGCACCAGGACCGGGCGCCGAGUGGCCGUCACACUAACACCAACAGUUAGCUUUACGUAAAGAAAAAACAGAGGAGUUACCAAAUAUUUAGUCUGACCUGUAGAUUUGAACUCAAUAUUCAGGUUGGAACUAAAUAUUUAGUUUGAUAACUAAGUGUUUAGUAUGAGGUUUACCUUUUAGCUUGCCAACUAGAUCUGUGGUUAAAUGUUUAAUUUGAAGUUAAAUUUGGAGCCAAAUAUUUUGUUUGUAAACCAACAUUUAGCUUCAACCUUAAUGUUUAGCUUUCUGACUAAAUAUUUAGUGUGAAGUUAAAGACUUAGCUUCCAAACUGCUAACAUCAACCGUUAGUUUGGAACUGUGAUAUUUAUAGUGAAUUAAUAACAUGGUGAAGACAGGACUUUAAAUAAUAAACUCCAUUUUUUACCCCUAAAUAACCCAAAUUAUGGAAGCAAAUUAUUGAUUGUGUAGUUUCUCAUCUUAAAAGCAGAAACAUGAAGGAUCUGAAAAUAAAUAUUUAGGCUGAAAUACAGAAAUUAUGACAAUGUGGGGAAAAAAUAAAUAUAUUUAAAUAAAACAUCUGAAUAAAGACAUAUUUGUUACAUAUUUAAAUACGGCAAGAUAAUGAACAACUUUCCCUCAUAAUGUUUUACAUUCAGAUAAGACAGAAUAUAUAUAUAAAAAUAUAAAACAUGUAUUUUGCCACAUUGUGGCACCUAGAGUAAGUAUUUAUUGCAGAGUAUUUGUCUUUAUGUGGCACAGAUAAUGAUCCAUCCCAUUCUCAGGUCUGAUCUCAGAUGAAGAGGCGCCUGAGUCAAAGUUGUCCGGUGGGUGUGUAAAUAUUAUUACACCAACAUACAACAUUUUAAUCAUCUCAACGGGCGUUUAAAUACUGCUUCCGGUUGGUUUCCAAAGUAAAAUGUAUUUAAAAGUUUAAUGCUUCAACAUUUUUCCAUAACAUUAGUUAAAAAAAUAAACGACAUUUUGCGUUAAAUUUCUAAAACAGAUUAAAAACUUGUUUAAUGCUGCUCAGGGGCUGAAAACAGAUUUAGUAAAGUGUGUGUUGCUCUUAUUUUGAUGGGUAACGUUCAGCAUGUCCGGUGUGUGGCGCGUAGCUUCACUCAGCGGGAUGACGUCUUCGUUAGCUCCCGGUAUUAACACGGGUGUUCCGGUGUCCUAUUAUGAGUCGCCUUCACUGAUUUUAAUUCGUACAGAAAGAAGUUCGUGAGUCCGGACGGAGCUACCAGCCUGAAACCGAACCGGUUCUGUUGGUCCUUUCCGCAGUUCCUCCCAGAAAGCUGCAGUUUUACCAGAAACUACGCAGUUCGGGAACAGGGCGGGAGUCCCGCCGCAUUAACGGGACCGAUAAACGGUCCCGCUGGUAGUCCGGAGCCCUGACCCGCUCGGUUCGGUCUUAUCGGGCUCUCACUGGGAACAGAGGCGCCAUGGAGUCCUGGUGGAGCCUUUCCCGGAGCUCCGACACCGGGAGGUAACCGGAGCGGGACAGGAGAGCCUCGCACGGCGGACAGCGGCAACCUGUUGCCGGUUUCCGGUGACACAGAGAGGAUGAGCGGCGCCGCCGGACCGCCGCUGCCGCUGGUGCUGCUGCUGCUGGGCGGCCGUGCGGCGUUCAUGGUCUGCCGGUCCCUGAACGCACCGCAGGACGGAGCGGUUCUGUCUGCGGAGGUCCAGAUGGACGCAGCUCUGACCGGUGCGGACAGACAGAGGCGUCCCUUCCUGGAGAAAACUCGUCCCUUCGUCCUGGUGGACGGACAGAGACGGAGUCUGGCUGAAGCUGUGCAGGACGGCCAUCCCGACAGGCUGCUGUGUGAGCUGGAGGUGGGAGGACAGCGCCUCCUGCUGGACCUGGAGAAGAACCACAACCUGCUGCCCAGACCGCCCAACAUCUUCUUCUACCUCCCCAACGGAACCGGAGUGUCUGUGCCGGCCGAGCCUGUGGUGAGUCAGAAGCUUCUCUGGUUUCCCAACAUCGAUCCGGUUCUGCUGACACUGCAGAAAUCUGCUGACUCAUCCACUCCGUCUCUUCUUCUUCUGUGGUUGAAUACUUUGAUCAACGGCGUUCUUUCCUGCAGCGGCGUAAUUGUCCUCAACUCCUCCGUGACCUUGGAGCUGCAGCCAGAGGUCAGGGAGCGGCUGGAGGAGCCGGGAGGAGCAGAGGAGGAAGACGUCCACCUGCUGUUCUCUGCCGGUCCUCUGGAGGGCGCCGCCGCGGUGGGCUGUGCCGUGCAGCACACGCCCGGUCCUCCGUCCUCCAGCCGCAGCGCCGGCCAGCGGACCAAGAGAGAUAUCCUGUCUGAGACCAAACACGUGGAGCUGGUGCUGGUGGCGGACCAUCAGGAGUUCCUGAACUACCAGAGGAGCAACCAGACCAUCGUGUACCGGCUGCUGGACGUGGCCAACCAGGUGGACUGGUUCUACCGGCCGCUGAAGGUCCGGGUGGCGCUGACGGGCCUGGAGGUCUGGAGCGACCGCGAUAAGAUCCGGGUGGAGAGGAGCGCCAGCGACACGCUCAACAACUUCCUGGAGUGGAGGAGCAGAGAGCUGCUGCCACGCCUUCGCCAUGACAACGCCCAGCUCAUCAUGCCCUCAACCUUGUGCUUCUCAUCCGUCAACAAACAGGGAAAUAAAUAUGGGAACUGCGGUCAGCUGGCCAACGGCUCCUACAUCCCCUGUGCCAACCGAGACGUUCUGUGCGGCAGGAUCCAGUGUCAGGGCGGGACGGAGCGCCCCCUGUUGGGCAGCAUCGCCCAGAUCCUGACCGUUCGCUUCAACCACAGCGACCUGGUCUGCAGAGGGACGUUCUUCCACCUGGACGACGACGUGUCCGACCCGGCCACCGUGGCCCAGGGCACCGCCUGCGGGCCCGGCAAGGCUUGUUUGAAUCAGAAAUGUGAGGAUGCGUCCGUGUUCGGCGUGGAAGAAUGUCGCAGGAAGUGCAGCGGUCACGGAGUGUGUAACAGCAACAGGAAGUGCCACUGCGACGCCGGCUGGGCUCCUCCUGACUGCAGGUCCUCUGGACGCGGCGGCAGCGUCGACAGCGGCCCGGCCGCCGCCGCUGCAGAGUCCGAUCCGGUCCGGGUCGCCCUGCUGCUCAUCUUCUUCUUCAUCCUGCCCGUGGUGCUCCUCUUCCUCGCUYUGCGCUUCUCCCGUUUCCGGCGGAUGGUCUGCUGCCUCGGACCCAACAGCCCGUUUCACAAGGCCCGGCAGCACAACCGGACGCCGGCGACGGAGCGAGUAGACGGCCGCAACGGAGAGCAGGUCCGACCGCUGCGAUACCACCUGAACCCGCAGUCCGACGUCGCGCUGGCGCCGCCCCACAAAGAGGUUCAUGACAGGCCUGCUCCUCCCACUAAGCCCCUCCCCCCUGACCCYGCCCUAACACCCCCGCAGCAGCUGGUUAAAGCGAGACCAGCUGCCCCCACCAAGCCUCUGCCCCCCGACCCUGUCGCCCCCGGCAACCAGCCGCCGGCGAGCCGACCGGCCCCGCCCAACAAGCCCCUCCCCCCUGACCCACCUGCACAGGUUUCUGUUCCACUAAAGCCCAUCGUACCCAAGAAGCCCCGCCCACCGGCUCCGCCCACUCAGCCUUUCCACCAAUUAGAGAGCAGCUACGCCGCCAGCACCAAGCCGGCUGCGCAGGACGCUGUGGCGCCUGCAGCCGGUUCUCACAGACGACCUCCUCUUCGUCCAAGUCGGCCGCCGGUUCCACCAAAGUUCGAGUCGUCGCCGCCGCUUUAACCCCAGAGGCGCCGAGCUGCUGCUGGACGGAGCGGCCGAAGGUGAUGAUGAAGGUGAUGAUGAAGAUGACUUCCUGUCGUCGGAUCCGGUCCUGCAGAAACUGGAAACCGACUGCAUCUCGGUGCCUUGCUCAGCAGCCUCACACUAACAUUCAGGACCCAAACCUGCUGCUGGGGGCCUUGUAGCGCCCCCUGCUGGCACCACAGGAUUCUGUGCCUUGCUCAUGGACACACUGGACAGAAGUCAAAGCUGGGGUCAAAGUUCAGACGGUAGAGUUGGAGGAUCAACGCAGUGUCUGAUUGGACGGAGGAGGAACCAAUCAGAUUCUUUAUUUCCCCUUGAACUUGGAUUAAACCCGGAGAAAAACGAAUCUGAAGAUGUUUUCAGUCCAACAUUCACAAAUGUUUCAAGCUCAAGUUUUAUACAAAAUGUUCUGAUGUGAGAAGAAUCAUUGCAGUCGAUUCGUUUAGGAAUAAAAUAUCCAACAUCA